This is a messenger RNA of Microtus ochrogaster (prairie vole), 5045 nucleotides long. It is a transcript of the gene Sec31b, whose product is annotated as SEC31 homolog B, COPII component. Gene Ontology annotation, cellular component: endoplasmic reticulum exit site; COPII vesicle coat. The record is from RefSeq and is a predicted model, not a curated record. Gene Ontology annotation, molecular function: structural molecule activity; protein binding. Gene Ontology annotation, biological process: COPII-coated vesicle cargo loading; endoplasmic reticulum to Golgi vesicle-mediated transport; endoplasmic reticulum organization. NCBI's taxonomy places the organism in Eukaryota, Metazoa, Chordata, Mammalia, Rodentia, Cricetidae.
CCCCUUGAGUGCUAGGAUUAUAGAUUUGCAUCACAAGUAGAAAUAUUUAAUUAGCAGCCUCAUACAGAAAUUGGUGCUCUGAUGACAAUCUGUGUGUCAGUAACAUAAAUAUGGGGUUCAUUGACUCAUAAACAAUAUUUAAAGCCAAGGAAAUCAGGCAAAGUCCCUGAGAAAUUAUCUAGUUUGGUGGUUGUUAUCAUUAGGCCUGUGGUAACCAGUGUGAUUAAAUACGUUGGGAGUUUAGAGAAUUCCAGUUUAGCAACUGUAUAUAUGAACCGUCCUUAACUCCACAGGUCAUCUUGUUUUUCUCACCCUGCAUUUUUUCCGAAUACUUCAUCUUGUGGAGAAGAGAUACAAUACCUGUAUCCGCAGAUGCUCCCUGGAUCUCUGGCCCUAAGAAUUUUGGCUUUUAUUUUCAGUGAACCAAGGGCCAUCUAUGUUUUCUGCAACCUACAGGACAGACCAUGAAGCUGAAGGAACUUGAGAGGCCAGCUGUCCAGGCAUGGAGCCCAGCCAGCCAGUACCCUGUGUAUCUGGCCACAGGGACAUCUGCCCAGCAACUAGAUGCUUCCUUUAGCACAAAUGCCACAUUGGAAAUAUUUGAGAUUGAUUUCAGGGACUCUUCUCUGGACUUGAAACACAAAGGGAUUCUUUCUGCCUCAAGCAGGUUUCACAAGUUAAUCUGGGGAAGCUUUGGCCAUGGGCUUCAGGAAAGUGCUGGGGUUAUUGCCGGUGGUGGAGACAAUGGCUUGCUUACUCUGUACAGUGUGACCCACAUCCUUUCUUCAGGACAGGAGCCCUUGAUUGCCCAGAGACAGAAACACACAGGGGCCGUCAGGGCCCUGGACUUCAAUCCUUUCCAGGACAAUCUCCUGGCUUCAGGAGCCAGUGAUUCCGAAAUCUUCAUUUGGGAUUUGAACAACCUGAGUGUUCCAAUGACCCCUGGAUCCAAGUCACAGAGCCCCCCAGAAGACAUCAAAGCACUGUCAUGGAACCGCCAAGUCCAGCACAUUUUGUCUUCUGCUCACCCCAGUGGCAAGGCAGUUGUGUGGGAUCUCAGGAAGAAUGAGCCCAUCAUCAAAGUCAGUGACCACAGCAGCAGGAUGAACUGCUCAGGCCUGGCUUGGCACCCAGACAUAGCCACCCAGUUAGUGCUAUGUUCAGAAGAUGACCGGCUUCCAGUGAUCCAGCUGUGGGACCUGCGUUUUGCUUCCUCACCCCUGACAGUGCUAGAAAGCCACAGCAGGGGGAUCUUGUCGAUGUCAUGGAGCCAGGCUGAUGCUGAACUGCUGCUUAGCAGUGCCAAAGACAACCAGAUCUUUUGUUGGAACCUGACAAGCAGUGAGGUGGUGUACAAGCUACCCACACAGAACAGCUGGUGCUUUGAUGUGCAGUGGUGCCCUCGGAACCCUCCUGUGUUCUCUGCUGUCUCCUUCGAUGGCUGGAUCAGUUUGUACUCUGUGAUGGGUAGGAGCUGGGAGGUCCAGCAAAUGAGGCAGGCCGACAAGAUUUCCUCCUCUUUUAGCAAAGGCCAGCCUCUCCCAGUGCUGCAGGUGCCUGAGCCAGUGGCCCAAGGCUCGUUAAUGCCUCCCUUGAAGAAGCCUCCCAAGUGGAUGAGGAGGCCAGCCGGCGUUUCAUUUGCUUUUGGGGGAAAGCUGAUUACCUUUGGCCUUCCCAGCAACCCUGUCCAGCAGAUGCCACAGCCUUGUCCCCGCCCUGUCUACAUCAGUCAAGUCAUCACAGAAUCAGAAUUCCUGACGCGGUCAGCUGUGCUGCAGGAGGCCUUGGGAUCCGGGAAUCUCCUUAGUUAUUGUCAGAGCAAGAUCCAGCAAGCUUCCCCACCCUGUGAGAAGAUGCUCUGGCAGUUCCUGAAGGUGACCUCAGAGCAUGACUCUAGGCUGCAGUUCCUCAGGCUAUUAGGGUUCAGCAAAGAUGAGCUUCAGAAGAAGGUAGACGCGUGCUUGAAGAGAGACUUGAAGUCAGAGGGAAGCCCUUCUCAGCUUGAGGCAGUUGACCUCAAAAGCGACAGACCCCACACCUUUUGUCACAAGGCCUCCAAACACACCGCCAAGGAAGCCUCUGCAUCCUCAGCCUUCUUUGAUGAGCUGGUUCCUCAGAACAUGACUCCAUGGGAGAUCCCCACAACAGAAGACUCUGAUGGACUCCUAAGCCAGGCCCUGCUGCUCGGGGAGCUUCGGCCUGCGGUGGAGCUGUGUAUGAAGGAAGAACGCUUUGCUGAUGCCAUCAUCCUGGCUCAGGCUGGGGGUGUGGAGCUGCUGAAGUGGACACAAGACCAGUACUUGGCCAAGAGGAGAACCAAAAUCUCUCCGCUUCUGGCCUGUGUUAUAAAGAAGAACUGGAGAGACCUGGUAUGUGCCUGCAGCCUGAAGAACUGGAAAGAAGCACUGGCCUUACUACUGACAUACUCAGGGCCAGAGAAAUUCCCUGAGCUCUGUGACAUGCUGGGAGCUCGAAUGGAACAGGAGGGAAGCAGGACACUCACCUCUGAAGCCACACUCUGCUACGUGUGCUCAGGAAGUGUGGAGCGUCUGGUAGAGAGCUGGGCAAAAGUCCAGCAGGCCUCCUGCCCUCUGGCUCUGCAGGACCUGAUGGAGAAGGUGAUGGUCCUUAUCAGGAGCUUGGAGCUACUGCAGGGUUCUGACAAAGUGAGCCCAGGUCCUGCCACAACCUACAGGCUCACCCAGUAUGCCAAUCUCCUGGCAGCCCAGGGUAGCCUGGCCAUUGCCAUGAGCUUCCUACCCAGUGACUGCACCCAGCCCGCAGUUCAGCAGCUGAGAGAUCGGCUUUUUCAUGCCCAAGGUUCUGCUGUCCUGGGCCAACAGGCUCCAACUUUCCCUUUUCCCCGGGUUGCUGUAGGAACUACCCUCCACCCAAAAGAGACGUUAUCAUCCAGAAUGGGAUCCCAGCCUCGUCACCAGGUCCCAGCCCCAUCUGGAGGGCCCAGGGCCACAGCUCAGCCAUCACUGGUGAUGCCCUUCACAUCCUCUCAUCCCAGCCCUUCUCAGGGUUCACAGUCACCAUCUACAGGUGACUACAGGGUACCUGGGCCCCAGGCAACCAUUCCUCUGCAUUUUGGCCCUGGAAUAAGGCCCGCUUCAUCACAGCCACAGCUAUUUGGAGGACCCAUUGUUCAAGCUGCAAACCCGGCUGGAUUCUCUGGAGUGUGGCCUCUUCCUUGUCCCCUUCCGCUCAUGGCAUCCCCAGACACGGUGCAGCCUGGCUCCCCCCUGCUGCCCGAGGCUGCUAGACUUCUCCCUCCACCUCCUAUGGGACCACCAGGUCCCAGCCAGCUGAGCUCCCUGCCCUCAGCCUGUCCUGUCAGGUUCUCCAUGGCUUAUCCUCCUGGAGGGCCAGGGGCUUCCUGCUCCACUACCCUCCCGAGCACUGGCAUCUUGCCUCCUCGUCCAGGACCCCAGGAUGCCUGGCAAGUUGCUCCAGCCACCCGGGAAAACCUCCAGAGGAAAAAGUUGCCUGAGACAGUUGUGCCUCCAGCACCAAUUACAGCUCCAGUCAGGAGCCUUGGCCCUCAGCCACGACAGGCCUCUAGUGUAAGCUGGUCUCCUCCAGGAGCCCCUAGAGAAGGCAGCCUGCAGCCUCAGCAGCUGCCUCCCGGGAAGACAGAAAGGAAGGAGAUGCCCCCAGAACACCAGUGCUUGAAGGACAGUUUUGAGGCGCUUCUUCAGCGCUGUUCCCUGUCUGCCACGGACCUGAAAACAAAAAGGAAGUUGGAGGAGGCAGCCCAACGUCUAGAAUGUCUAUAUGAAAAACUCUGUGAGGGGACACUCUCACCGCAUGUCCUGGCUGGGCUCCAUGAAGUUGCCCAUUGUGUGGAUGUAGGCCACUUUGAACAGGGCCUGGCAGUGCAUGCACAGGUGGCGAGCUGCAGCAGCUUCAGCGAGGUAUCCAGCUUCAUGCCUGUUCUGAAGGCUGUCCUCACCAUCGCACACAAGCUGCAGGGCUGAGCCAGCAGCCUCCCUACCAGGAGGCCAUUUCCGCUCUUCUUGAGCUCCUGGCGGCAAGGGAGAGUUUCUCAGCAGACUGUGUUUAGCUCCCAGUCCUCUUCCCUUGCUGCCAGGUACGUGAGGCUGAGGGCUUGGCUCCAACCAGCUGAGUGCCUGUUUCUUACCCUUUGCCUGCCCACCUGGGGCUUUCUCUGGGCCUUUCAGCGGGGAGGUAGAGUGGAGUCAGGUGUUACUUUCCUAAUGGCAGUCCUGCAGGGCCUGCACCAGAGGGUCUCACAUGGGCAUGUUCUGUUGGGAUGGCUUCAGAGAGGGUAACGUGUCAUUAGUUCAGUCUGUCUCUGCCGUGACUCCUCUGAUAGCUCUUUUUCGGUCCUUUCUCUAACUACUUCCCCCUGCCUCUGUCUUUAUAUUUUAAGGUUCACAUUUAUUGCAGCCUCAGGGAUCUGGAGAAAACUGGUUAAUGUUCACUUUUUCAACAAGUCAUGGACGUGAGGAUUGGGUGUGGGUGUUGAGCAAAAUCGAGAGAAGAAACUGGCCCUUUAAAAAAUGGAACUUCCCAUGUCUUAGCAUUCCUCAGAGCUGACUGGGUUGGGUGGCAAGGGGAAGAGGUGCAGUGAGACUAUGAGGGAAAAGCCUGUGGAGCAGCGGCUCUCACCUGUGGGUCACGACCCCUUUGGGAAUUGAGUGACUCUUUCACAGGGAUCCCUAAGAACAUGGGAAAACAUAGAUAUUUACAUUACAAUUUAUAACAGUAGCAAAAGUAGUUAUGAAGUAGCAGCAAAAUAAUUUUAUGGUGAAGGCAUCACACUGAGGAGCUGCAUUAAUGGUGCUGCAUUACGAAGGUUGAGAACCACUGCGGUAGAGAAUGACCCUUGACCCUAGGCUUGAGCCUGGCCCAAGGCCUUAAACUAUCCAGUCUGAUUUUUAAGCCCAGUUCUGAAAUCACAGCCCUGCGUCCCCUCCGCUGCCUUAUGUCUCUGAACUGCUUUCUCUGGCCACGUUUUCAUGCUGACCUCUUAAACAGUACAAUAAACUGAUCUGCUUUCCAAAGUCCUUUCCCAA